Molecule: messenger RNA, 1218 nt
Organism: Cryptococcus amylolentus CBS 6039
Lineage: Eukaryota; Fungi; Basidiomycota; Tremellomycetes; Tremellales; Cryptococcaceae
Exons: 2
Coding region: 1-1218 (405 amino acids)
Source: RefSeq, a predicted model, not a curated record
AUGACCCAUACCCACCCCCCACUCGAUGACCGCCCCAACGCCCAUACCUCACCGCCCAUCUCUGCCCCCGACAUCACAUCCCUCUCCCCUCUCCCCGCCGAACUGCAGACUCUCAUCUACGACUUUCUGAUCUCGGAUCACUCUCCCGCCCAUACCAUCACCCUCUCUCAACUGUCCAAGUCCUGCUAUGCAGCUUUCGCGCCCCGCCUAUAUAAGCGGAUUGUGGUGACGGAUGAAGCCAUCGAGCGGGGCUUGUACCGGGAUGCUCCAGCCCGGGCUGGCAACUCGCGCAAGACCCACAGCAAGACCCGCAGCUCCAAAUUGGUCGCUGUAGGGGGAGGAGGGCCACUGCCCAGCAAGCACGAGCUGCUUCGCAACUGCGAAUCCCUGAUCAUCACGUCUUUGUCGGCUAUGCAUGCCACUGCUGCUUUAGCGCACGAACCGGAAGAGAGGACGUCUCUCGACGAGUUCUACCUGUUUGGCGCCACGCCCUACGUAUCCACCGGUCGUUUCAGCGGCGUCACGCACAUCGCUUUCGAGCCCGACUGUAUCGGAGCGUACUGUGAGCCAAGGAUCCCAGGAAAGAGUGGUCCGAACGUCAAGAUGCCUUGGCCUCUUGAGAACCUGUCUACUGCCUGUUUUCGUCACCCCUUCCCCUCUCCAACCAGAUUCGAAGAAUAUGUCACGUUCUUCUACUCAGAAAGCCCGGACUUUGGGAGCCAGACCGUUGAGAACCAUGGGGAUGUAACUCGGUUUCAGAACUGGAAGUUUGGUCGAGGCGCGCCGCCCCCCGACUGUAUCCUCAGUCGAGAUACGAUCUUUAUCGACAUGUUACCGGUAGAGCUCAAGGAUGAUGAGGAGAAUAGUGAUGUUUUCUCAUCUCAAAAGAAGGGUGAGUCCAUACAGACCGUUUUCGAAGACGAAGGCGAGCCUAACGUGGGUUGCAGCGAUCCCGAAAGACACUGGAUCAAAUUGAUCUUUACCAACUUCAACACCACCAUCUCCCCUGACGGCACUAUCCACUACCUCCCCCCCGAUGACGAAGAAGCUAUUCUCGACAGAGCUCAGAGCGAGAUCAGACGACAAUUACGCAUGAAAUUGGAGGCAAACGCGCCAGAGUUUGUUGGGAUGGCGGAUAGGAUUCAUAUUCGAGGCUACGAGGAGUGCGAGUUCUGCCGGAAGGUCUCUCACAGAGGUGUGCAGGGAAGGAGCAGUUGA